Molecule: messenger RNA, 1742 nt
Organism: Nerophis lumbriciformis (worm pipefish)
Lineage: Eukaryota; Metazoa; Chordata; Actinopteri; Syngnathiformes; Syngnathidae
Product: phosphoribosyl pyrophosphate synthase-associated protein 1-like
Biological process (GO): purine nucleotide biosynthetic process; 5-phosphoribose 1-diphosphate biosynthetic process
Cellular component (GO): cytoplasm; ribose phosphate diphosphokinase complex
Molecular function (GO): ATP binding; ribose phosphate diphosphokinase activity; magnesium ion binding
Source: RefSeq, a predicted model, not a curated record
CCUCUGAUUGGCUACCUCGAACAUGACACUUUACUGCUAUCGAGUCAAUGCUGCGAAAGUUUACUUUCUGCAUCACUCGACUGUUGCAACAUUUGACCCAAGUGUGUGCAAGAAAAAGACAUUGGCGGUGGGUGUAGAAGUUGUUGUUUUAGCCAUUGUGGCGCAGUGAAUGUUCCCAUAUUUCCUCUUUUCGAAAGUUCUCGCAUAGUUUUUAGUUGCAUUUCUUCCCGAGCUUGAUUCGACUUUUUCUUUCACUUCCUAUUAUAGAGAGAGGGGGGAGCUCUACUUGUAGUCGAGUAUUUUUUUUUCCGCCGAAAAAUUGUGUGGGAAAAGUGAAGCCAAGAAGAAGAAGAAGAAGGGCGGUGUGUCCGAAGCAACAUGCCGAUUAGGCAUUUCGGGGGUCACAGGUCUCUCGUGUCGCGCUCUAAUUCGCCAAAACUCUCGUAUGGUUACUCGAAAAUGAACGUUUCAAGAAGCGGAUACCGUGUUUUCUCUGCCAACUCCAGCACCGCCUCCGUGCAGCUGGCCAAGAAGAUAACCGAACGCUUGGGUGUAGAGUUGGGCAAGUCGGUUGUAUACCAAGAGGCGAAUGCAGAGACCAAAGUGGACGUGAAGGAGUCUGUUCGUGGACAAGACAUCUUCAUCAUUCAGACCAUUCCCAGAGAUGUCAACACCGCCAUCAUGGAGCUGCUGAUUAUGGCGUAUGCCCUAAAAACUUCCUGCGCGAAGAACAUCAUUGGGGUCAUCCCGUACUUUCCGUACAGCAAGCAGUGCAAGAUGAGGAAGAGGGGCUCCAUUGUUUGCAAGCUACUGGCGGCCAUGUUGGCUAAAGCUGGACUGACUCACAUUAUCACCAUGGACCUGCAUCAGAAAGAAAUCCAGGGCUUCUUUAGUUUCCCCGUUGACAACUUGAGAGCUUCACCCUUCCUCAUCCAGUACAUCCAAGAAGAGAUCCCAGACUACAGGAAUGCUAUCAUUGUCGCAAAGUCGCCGUCGGCUGCGAAGAGGGCGCAGUCCUACGCCGAGAGGCUUCGGCUCGGCCUGGCCGUCCUGCACGGCGCUGCUAACAAUUUAGAGUCGGGCAUGAGCGAUGGCCCCACCUCGCCCCCGCCGUGUCGCCCCAGCGCUGGACACCCCGGCCUGGAGCUGCCAUCCAACACAGGCAGCAGAUCUCGUGUCCCAUUUCCAGGGAUUGAGCUUCCAAUAAUGAUGGCCAAGGAGAAGCCACCCAUCACUGUCGUCGGAGAUGUGGGCGGACGAAUCGCCAUCAUUGUUGACGACAUCAUCGACGACGUGCAGGAGUUUGUUGCGGCAGCAGAGAUCCUGAAGGAGCGAGGAGCCUACAAGAUCUAUAUCAUGGCCACACAUGGCUUGCUGUCUGCAGAGGCGCCCAGACUGAUAGAAGAGUCUGCUAUUGAUGAGGUGGUGGUGACCAACACCGUGCCCCAUGAGGUCCAGAAGCUGCAGUGUUCAAAGAUCAAGACGGUGGACGUGAGCAUGAUCCUUGCCGAGGCCAUCCGUCGCAUCCAUAACGGAGAAUCCAUGGCCUACCUGUUCCGGAACAUCGCCGUGGACGACUGAGGCAACCGCACACACCAAAUUCCACUCAAAUCAUGAGCACACCCGUUCAACUUGUGUGGAACUGUAGGAACAUUGCUCCUGUAGAAAUGUUAUGUAUCACUCACAGCAUCUCACUAUCCUUUCUAUAUGAACCAAAAUAAAACUGAACUUCUCCGGUGAAA